Molecule: messenger RNA, 1656 nt
Organism: Apis florea (little honeybee)
Lineage: Eukaryota; Metazoa; Arthropoda; Insecta; Hymenoptera; Apidae
Product: odorant receptor 85b
Biological process (GO): detection of chemical stimulus involved in sensory perception of smell; sensory perception of smell
Cellular component (GO): plasma membrane
Molecular function (GO): olfactory receptor activity; odorant binding
Source: RefSeq, a predicted model, not a curated record
AACUGAAACUAGAGAUAUUAUGAAAUAAGAUUGUAUCCUGUGUUACUACAAUUAUAAAAAAGAACAAGAAAUUAUUCUUCUUUCUUAAAGCAAAGCAAUUAUUAGUAAUAAGUCGUUUUAUCUUUACCUUGUCUAUCUUAGGAUUAUUUGUGUAAUACUCUAGUAAUUUCAUUUGAUCGAUACCCACAUUGAGAAGAGUUUAGUACACAAUGAGCAUUCGACUGUGCAACUACGUCAAAGAGAUUAGUUUACGCCUAAGAUAUAUUUUAUUUGAACUAUGACUAUUGGGACAUUAUUCGAGAAAUAAUUUAAUAUUUUUUGGUAUUUGUAAUUAAAACAAAAAUAAUUAAUCAAAGCGACAAAAAAAGAAUUUUCACUCUUAAUAUUACUAUUUUACCUCAAUUAUUUGAAUAAAAAUUGAAAAUUUCAUCGAUAAUCUCGAAAAUUAUGAUCAAUCGUCCAUUGGAAUAUAGUUUGCGUAUAUUUGGUAUUUGGCCAGAUUCUCCGUAUUCAAAAUUGAAAAUUAUUACUUGGACAAUAAUAUUGCCAACAUUUCUAGUAUUUCAAUAUUGGUAUUGUAUUACUCAUAUUAAAUUAAGUUUAAUUGAUCUAUUAGAUGGAUUAAGUCUUACUUUAUCGAAUACACUUGUUUUCAUCAAGUUAAUUGUUAUUUGGUUUCACAAACGAACGUUUUACGAAAUUCUGAUGUCCAUGAAGGAAGACUUGAAUAAUAAUUACUCUGUUACUGAAAAUAAACGAAUAAUAACGGAUAAAUCCACAUUGUCUUCUCGUAUUUCAAAUUUCUUAAUCAGUUAUUUCGCGAUUACAUUUUUCCUAUAUUCAGGAGUUGCUUUAGUAGUAUUUGACGAAGAUCAAGGAAAGUUUUUAGUCAGAAUGGAAUUUCCAUUCAUAGCCACAAUUUCUCCACGUUAUGAAAUUAUUCUGAUUAUACAAUUUAUAUUCGAGUCAUUCAUUGUUUAUGGUGCGGCUACAUCAAUAGCAUUAAUUGCAGCAUUAAUACUAUAUGUUGGUAGUCAAAUUGACUUAUUUUGUCAAAACUUAACUUUUCAUAGUUACAAGAAAAGAGAGUCGCAAUAUAUAAAGGAUAUUGUUGUGAGACAUCAAAAAAUUAUACAACUUUCAAAAAAUAUCGAAACAAUUUUUACUUAUAUAUCCCUAUGUCAAUUUGUAUCAAAUAUGUUGGUAAUUUGCUUUAUAAGUUUCGUUCUGACAGUCUCUUUGCAUACGGAACAAACAAUUGUAUUAAUAAUGAAAUGUCUUCCCUAUUACAUUGCUGUUAAUUGCGAAGCAUUUAUUCUGUGUUAUACCGGAGAAUAUAUUACUUCUAAGAGUGAAAAUAUUAACAAAGCUAUAUAUAAUUUUCUUUGGUACGAGUUAAAACCUCGAGAUGUUCGUAUUAUGCUAAUGAUAAUCUUACGAUCACAAAAGCAAUUAACGCUUACAGCGGGCAAAUUUGUCUGUCUUUCUCUAGAGGCAUUUGCUAAUAUGUUAAAAGCUUCUGCUUCAUAUGUGUCUGUUCUAUAUGCAAGGUACUGAAUUUUUAAGAAAUCAUUUCAAUAUGUUGCGGAUUUUUCAUUGAAAUAUAGACAAUUUUGAUGAAAUAUGUAGUAAAAUGUAUUAAAUUUAAUUAUUUGU